AUGGGUCACCAUGGAGUUUCAGACAGACACAUCGGCGUGUAUGACGGCUUAACGCUCACCUCACCUCUGCUCUUUUGAGUUGUCAGGGUUCUAAUUAUGUAUCUUGAUGCUGAGCCAUCAUGCCCCCUUUGGCUCCCUCACCUAUGCAAAGUAUACUAUAAAAUAUAUUAAUAUAUUUACAAAUAUCAUAAUAUUCAUUAAAUACAGCCCGUCUGGGAAAUGAUAACAGUUGGGCUAUUAGCAGCUCUGUAUGUAUGUGGCUGGAUGACAUCCCAAAGUCUCCAUAUCCAUAUUGCUGAUUAUUUAACUUCACAUUCACUCUGUGUGUACAGGUCUGAGGUUCUAUAUCAAUCUGACCCCAGGACAGUUUUAAUAUGAUAAACAUUAUGUGAACUGCACAGCUCAUAGAGAUCCUAUUAAAUUACUUAUUCUACUAUUCUAAUUGCUAAUUUAAUACAGCCAUCCUAAUUGUGUCUGGUCUGGGACCAUAUUCACAAAGCGUCUCAGAAUAGAAAUGCUGAUUUAGGACAAGUAUUGCCUUUUAGAUCAUAAUAAGAUAUGGACAGUGUGGACCUGAUCCUAGAUCAGCACUCCUAUUCUGAGACAUGUUGUAAAUAUUGGCCCUGUUCUCUCUUUCUCUGUAGGGAUUACAUCGAAAAAUAUGAGAUUAAGGGCCUGAUCCAGGAACAGCUCAACUCCAUGUCCAAGUGAGUGAUCGCUCUUCAACACACACACACACACACAAAUGUCAACGCUACUAUUUAAAGCAUUUGUCAAAAAUAACGACAACCUUAUUUUUUCACACAUCAUGAGGUGACAGCAAAAUUUGGCGUCAGCAUGUCUGUCACACACACAUGCACUCGCAUCGUCUGUGUGAGGAGCAAAUGUAAGACAUCCAGAUUGCGCAGCAGUGGAAGCCAGGUUUCCUGGUAUUCUUUUUGUCUGGAUGUCCUGCGGAGUUGUUUGUCUGUGUGUUAGUUUGUGAUUGUAUCUUUGUGUGUGCGUCAGUGUCAGUCUGUGGUUGCUCUUAGUUAACAGCCUGAGAAGCCUAAUCUGUGUCUGUGUCUGUGCGUGUCGUUGUGUUGUGAUUCUGUGCUCCCUGAUUGGCUCCCCAGUGACAUGAAGAGCGUCCUGCUUGAUCCCGAGCUCAACCUGCUGCAACGCUGCCUCCUGGUGUCUCGGUGAGUGAGGGAGGGAGUGGGCAUCACUGCAAAAAACUUGUCCUGUUCUCCCAUCUUCCUGUCCCUGUCUACAUAUCCACACUAGCAUACUGCUUAUUAUGAAGCAAUUUAUUGGGUACACAGCCUUUAUUCUAAGUGGUGGGCUAGUAUGAACAUUGGAAGUAGCCUUGCUGUCCCCUCAAAACACACCCCACACCCCUCCUUAUGCUCUGGGGUGAAGUUUAGUCUAGGUACAGAUCUAGGAUCAGCUUGCCUUCCCCUAAUCCUAACCUUAACCAUUAGUGUGGGAAAUUCAAAACUGACCCAAGAUCAGCAUCUAGGGGCAACUUCUCCGUACACCCCUCAGCACUGGUUGGCACUAUUUUUAUUUGUCCCUCUGCAGGUUAUUAUAAUUGGGCAUUGAAUUGUGAGUCUUAUGCCUCCAGAGAUAUGACAAGGGAAAUAUGUUAGUAGUAUAAAACAAGAGUAAAAUAUGAACACUAGAAAAAACACGUGACCAACCUUGACUUUAGUGCUUAUUUGACACACACAGAGGUCUAUAGAGCCUGUCUGCAUUCCUGAUUUUUGUAACGGUUACCUGUGUAUUUGUAUUUAGUAAGGAUCCCCAUUAGCUGCUGCCAAGGCUACUUUUCCUGCUGUCCAGCAACAUUAAGGCUGUUAUAUACAGUUUAAAAUAUUACAUGACAUUACAUUUCAUAACACUUUUCACGAUACAUUGUGUUCCCUCAGGCCACUACUCUACUGUCACAUAUCUACAAUCUAAAAUCCAUGUGUACGUGUGUGUAGAGUGCAUGUCUUAUCAUGUGUAUGUGUGUCUGUGCCUGUGCGUGUCUUCACAGUCCCUGCGGUUCGAUAAAGUGUGUUUUUAUCAGUAUUUUAAAUCUGAUUCUACUGCUUGCAUCAGGUACCUGAUGUGGAAUAGAGUUCCAUGUAGCCAUGGCUCUAUGUAGUACUGUGCGCCUCCCAUAGUCUAUUCUUGACUUGGGGAUUGUGACGAGACCUUUGGUGGGAUGUCUUGUGGGGUAUGCAUGGGUGUCCGAGCUGUGUGCUAGUAGUUUAAACAGACACCUUUGUGCAUUCAGCAUGACAACUUCUUACAAAAACAAGUAGUGAUGAAGUAAAUCUCUCCUCUACUUUGAGCCAUGAGAGAUUUACAGUGCAUUCGGAAAGUAUUCAGACCACUUGAGUUUUUCCACAUUUGUUACGUUACAGCCUGAUUCUAAAAUGGGUUAAAAACAUGUUUUCCCUCAUCAAUCUGCACACAACACCCCAUAAUGACAAAGUGAAAACAGGUUUUUAGACAUCUUGCAAAUUAAUACAAAAUAAAAAACAGAUACUUUAUUUACGUAAGGAUUCAGACCCUUUGCUAUGAUUGGAGUCCAACUUGAUUGGAGUCCACCUGUGGUAAAUUCAAUUGAUUGGACAUGAUUUGGAAAGGCACACACAUGUCUAAAGUGAGGGGAAAAAAGUAUUUGAUCCCAUGCUGAUUUUGUACGUUUGCCCACUGACAAAGACAUGAUCAGUCUAUAAUUUUAAUGGUAGGUUUAUUUGAACAGUGAGAGACAGAAUAACAAAAAAAAUCCAGACAAAUGCAUGUCAAAAAUGUUAUAAAUGUAUUUGCAUUUUAAUGAGGGACAUAAGUAUUUGACCUCUCUGCAAAACAUGACUUAGUACUUGGUGGCAAAACCCUUGUUGGCAAUCACAGAGGUCAGACAUUUCUUGUAGUUGGCCACCAGGUUUGCACACAUCUCAGGAGGGAUUUUGUCCCAUUCCUCUUUGCAGAUCUUCUCCAAGUCAUUAAUGUUUCGAAGCUGACGUUUGGCAACUCGAACCUUCAGCUCCCUCCACAGAUUUUCUAUGGGAUUAAGGUCUGGAGAAUGGCUAGGCCACUCCAGGACCUUAAUGUGUUUCUUCUUGAGCCACUCCUUUGUUGCCUUGGCCGUGUGUUUUGGGUCACUGUCAUGUUGGAAUACCCAUCCACGACCCAUUUUCAAUGCCCUGGCUGAGGGAAGGAGGUUCUCACCCAAGAUUUGACGGUACAUGGCCCCGUCCAUCGUCCCUUUGAUGUGGUGAAGUUGUCCUGUCCCCUUAGCAGAAAAACACCCCUAAAGCAUAAUGUUUCCACCUCCAUGUUUGACAGUGGGGAUAGUGUUCUUGGGGUCAUAGGCAGCAUUCCUCCUCCUCCAAACAUGGCGAGUUAAGUUGAUGGCAAAGAGCUCGAUUUUGGUCUCGUCUGACCACAACACUUUCACCCAGUGCUCCUCUGAAUCAUUCAGAUGUUCAUUGGCAAACUUCAGACAGGCCUGUAUAUGUGCUAUCUUGAGCAGGGGGACCUUGCGGGCGCUGCAGGAUUUCAGUCCUUUACGGCGUAGUGUGUUACCAAUUGUUUUCUUGGUGACUAUGGUCCCAGCUGCCUUGAGAUCAUUGACAAGAUCCUCCCGUGUAGUUCUGGGCUGAUUCCUCACCGUUCUCAUGAUCAUUGCAACUCCACGAGGUGAGAUCUUGCAUGGAGCCCCAGACCGAGGGAGAUUGACAGUUAUUUUGUGUUUCUUCCAUUUGCGAAUAAUCGCACAAACUGUUGUCACCUUCUCACCAAGCUGCUUGGUGAUGGUCUUGUAGCCCAUUUCAGCCUUGUGUAGGUCUACAAUCUUGUCCCUGACAUCCUUGGAGAGCUCUUUGGUCUUGGCCAUGGUGGAGAGUUUGGAAUCUGAUUGAUUGAUUGAUUGCUUCUGUGGACAGGUGUCUUUUAUACAGGUAACAAGCUGAGAUUAGGAGCACUCCCUUUAAGAGUGUGCUCCUAAUCUCAGCUCGUUACCUGUAUAAAAGACACCUGGGAGCCAGAAAUCUUUCUGAUUGAGAGGGGGUCAAGUACUUAUUUCCCUCAUUAAAAUGCAAAUAAAUUUAUAACAUUUUUGACAUGCAUUUUUCUGGAUUUUUUUUGUUAUUCUGUCUCUCACUGUUCAAAUAAACCUACCAUUAAAAGUAUAGACUGAUCAUGUCUUUGUCAGUGGGAAAACGUACAAACUCAGCAGGGGAUCAAAUACUUUUUUCCCUCACUGUAUAUGUAAGGUCCCACAGUUGACAGUGCAUGUCAGAGAAAAAACCAAGCCAUGAGGUCGAAUGAAUUGUCCAAGACAGGAUUGUGUUGAGGCACAGAUCUGGGGAAGGGGACCAAAAAAUGUCUGCAGCAUUGAAGGUCCCCAAGAACACAGUGUAGCCUCCAUCAUUCUUAAAUGGAAGAAGUUUAGAACCACCAAGACUCUUCCUAGAGCUGGCCGCCCGGCUAAACUGAGCAAUUGGGGGAGAAGGGCCUUGGUCAGGGAGGUGAACAAGAACCUGAUGGUCACUCUGACAGAGCUCCAGACUUCCUCUGUGGAUAUGGGAGAACCUUCCAGAAGGACGACCAUCUCUGCAGCACUCCACCAAUCAGGCCUUUAUGGUAGAGUUGCCAGACGGAAGCCACUCCUCAGUAAAAGGCACAUGACAGCCCGCUUGGAGUUUUCCAAAAGGCACCUAAAGGACUCUCAGACCAUGAGAAACACGAUUCCUUGGUCUGAUGAAACCAAGAUUGAACUCUUUGGCCUGAUGCCAAGUGUCAUGUCUUGUGGAAACCUGGCACCAUCACUACGGUGAAGCGUGGUGACAGCAGCAGGGACUGGGAGACUAUUCAGGAAUGAGGGAAAGAUGAACAGUGCAAAGUACAGAGUUCCUUGAUAAAAACCUGCUCCAGAGCGCUCAGGAUUUCAGACUGGGGCGAAGGUUCACCUUCCAACAGGACAACGACCCUAAGUGCACAGCCAAGACAACGCAGGAGUGGCUUCAGGGCAAGUCUCUGAAUGUCCUUGAGUGGCCCAGCCAGAGCCCAGACUUGAACCCGAUCGAACAUCUCUGGAGAGACAUGAAAAUAGCUGUGCAGCAACGCUCCCCAUCCAACCUGACAGAGCUUGAGAGGAUCUGCAGAGAAGAAUGGGAGAAACUCCAGAAAUAAAGGUGUGCCAAGCUUGUAGCGUAAUACACAAGAAGACUCGAGGCUGUAAUCGCUGGCAAAGGUACUUCAACAAAGUACUGAGUAAAGGGUCUGAAUACUUUUGUAAAUGUGAUAUUUCGGUUUAAUGUAUUUUGAUAAAUUUGCAAAAUAAUCGAAAAACCUGCUUUGUCGUUAUGGGAUAUUGUGUGUUGAUUGAUGAGGGAAAAACAAUUUAAUGCAUUUUAGAAUAAGGCUGUAAUGUAACAAAAUGUGGAAAACGUCAAGGUGUCUGAAUCCUUUCCGAAUGCACUGUACAUACAUAUUAUUAAUGUUACCUCUCCGUCUACAUUUAAGGGCUAGCCGUGCUAACCUGUUCUGAGCCAAUUGUAAUUUUCCGAGGUCCCUCUUUGUGGCAACUGACCAUAUGACUGAACAGUAGUCCAGGUGCGACAAAACUAGAGUCUAUAUGACCUGCCUCAUUGAUAGUGUUGUUAAAAAGGCAGAAAAGCGCUUUAUUAUGAACAGACUUCUCCCCAUCUUAGCUACUGUUUUAUCAACAUGUUUUGUCCAUGACAGUUUACAAUCCAGGGUUACACCAAGCAGUUUACUCACCUCAACUUGCUCAAUUUCAACAUUAUUUAUUACAAGGUUUAGUUGAGGGUUUAGGGUUUAGUGAAUGAUUUGUCCUAAAGGCAAUGUUUUUAGUUUUUGAAAUAUUUAGGAAUAACUUAUCUUUGCCACCCAUUCUGAAACAAACUGCAGCUCUUUGUUAAGUGUUGCUGUGAUUUCACUCGCUGUAGUAACUGAUGUGUAUAGUGUUGAGUUAUCGGCAUACAUAGACACACUGGCUUUACUCAAGGCCAGUGGCAUGUCAUUAGUAAAGAUUGGAAAAAUGUAAGGGGCCUAAACAGCUGCCCUGGGGAAUUAUGUUGGAGAGGCUUCCGUUAAAGAACACCCUCUGUGUUCUGUUAAACAGGUAACUCUUUAUCCACAAAGCCAUAACACAUAUGUUUUUCCAUCUGUGGACUAUGAUCGAUAAUGUCAAAGCCACACUGAAGUCUAACAAAACAGCUCCCACAUUCUUUUUAGCAUUUUCUCUCAGCCAAUCAUCAGUCAUUUGUGUAAGUGCUGUGCUUGUUGAGCAUUCUUCCCUAUAAGCAUGCUGAAAGUCUGUUGUCAAUUUGUUUAUAGUAAAAUAGCAUUGUAUCUGGUCAAACACAAUUUUUUCCAAAGGUUUAUAAAGGGUUGGUAACAGGCUGAAUGGUCGGCUAUUUGAGCCAGUAAAGGGGGCUUUACUAUUCUUGGGUUGCGGAAUUACUUUUGUUUCCCUCCAGGCCUGUGGGCACACACUUUCUAGUAGGCAAAUAGGAGUGGCAAUAUCGUCCGCUAUUAUCCUCAGUAAUUUUCCCUCCAAGUCGUCAGACCCCGGUGGCUUGUCAUAGUCAUAUUUUUCACCUCUUCCACAAUCACUUUACGGAAUUCAAAAUUAUAAUGCAUGUCUUUCAUAAUUUGAUCAGUUAUACUUGGAUGUGUAGUGUCAGCGUUUGUAGCUGGCAUGUCAUGCCUAAGGUUUUUGACUUUUUGCCCAGAAUUUAAUUUAAAGUGCUCCAAAGCUUUUUACUGUCAUUAUUUAUAUAAUUUAUCUUUGUUUCAUAGUGUAGUUUCUUAUUUUUAUUCAGUUUAGUAACAUGAUUUCUCAAUGUGCAGUACGUUUGCCAAUCGGUUGUGCAGCCAGACUUGUUUGCCGUUCCUUUGCCUCAUCCCUCUCAACCAUACCAUUUUUCAAUUUCUCAUCAAUCCACAGGGAUUUAACAGUUUUUACAGUCAUCUUCUUAAUGGAUGAAUGCUUAUUAGUAACUGGAAUAAGCAAUUUCAUAAAUGUGUGAAGUGCAGCGACUGGUUGCUACUCCGCAUUACACACCACAGACCAACAAAUAUUAUUUACAUCAACAACAUAGGAAUCACUACAAAACGUAUUGUAUGACCCCUUAUACGCUAUAUUAGGCCCAGCCUUUGGAACUUUGGUUUUCCUAGAUAUGGCUGCUAUAUGAUCACUACAUCAGAUGGAUUUGAAUAAUGCUUUAAAGCAAAAAUUCUGCAGCAUUAGUAAAGAUGUGAUCAAUAGAUGUUGAUGAUUUCAUUCCUGUACUGUUUGUAACUAGCCUGGUAGGUUGACUGAUAACCUGAACCAGGUUGCAGGCACUAGUUACAGUUUGAAGCUUUCUCUUGAGUGGGCAGGUUGAUGAAAGCCAGUGAAUAUUUAAAUCACCCAGAAAAUAUACCCCUCUGUUGAUAUCACAUACAUUAUCAAGCAUUUCACACAUGCUAUCCAGAUACUGACUGUUAGAAAGUGGUGGUCUAUAGUAGCUUCCCACAAGAAUGGGCUUUAGGUGAGGCAGAUGAACCUGUAGCCAUAUUUCUUCAACAGUAUUUAACAUGAGAUCCUCUCUAAGCUUUACAGGAAUGUGGUUCUAAAUAUAAACGGCAACACCUCCACCAUUUACAUUUCUGUAUUUUCUGUAGAUGUAACCUUGUAUUUCUACCACUAUCAGAGAUUGUCAGAAUAUGAAUGUCAUCUGUUACUAGCAAAUUAUUGAUUUCAUGGACCUUGUUUCUUAAGCUACAUAUGUUAGCGUGGCCUAUUUUUAGCACUUUUCUGGGAUGCUUGAUUGUUUUCAUUGCUUUACUGGGAAGCUUAGUAGAAGUAGACAUGCUUAUGUUAUUUAUGUUAGUGCAGGGUGAGCUACAGAUAGUGGACUUCCUACUAGGGCUCACUGCCUCAGUGCUAACAGUAUAACUCUGGUUCAUAGGCACAUGAUCACUGCAUACAAUAGCUGUAGGAUCAGCAGAGGCAUUCAGGGCAGUUAAAGGGGAAUAAAUUAGGGUACUUACAUUGUCUUCCAACGCCCCUGGAAUAAUGUACAUUUGCUUAAGCACUAUGACAACACAGCGACACAAUAGUAGGUAUUAACUGAACUGGGCUUGGGUCAUUGAUAAGUCAUUGUCUCAACGCAGCCUUAUAAUGCUGUGAAAGCUAUAAAAAUUGUCAAAUGUUACACCCACAGAGCUGCAAUAGUCACGUAGCCAGUUAUGGAGGGCUAAAAGUCUGCUGAAACGUUCAAUUACAUGAUUUAGGGAGGGCACAGGGCCAGAUAUUAUGGGGCGUUUGUUGGUGUCAAGCAGAGACCCAAUCACUUCUUCAAAAUCCAUCUUCAGCUGUUCUGAACUGCCCUUCAUAAUGCCAUUGAGUCCCACAUGAACUACAAUAGACUAAAUAUCCUGAUGCAGGUUUAAAAUGUUUGGGAGCAGAUUUCCUGUACACAUGCUCCUGGAUAGCGUAACGUUUUUGCUCCAGGGACUGAGACAUUUAUCACCAUUGAACUGCCCAAUACAACGGCCGGAGAAUGGGAAGGAGAAAUCCUAACCCCUCACACAAUUCACAGAACCUUUCACGGCCCCACGAGAAGCAGGAUACCAUACGCCCGCAGCUCCCGGCGAUAGGUCCAGACCUCCCACAGCAGGCAGUGCCCCGUCAGAUCCAGAGAGAGGGAAAGGAGCCAACUUGACGAUGAAGCUGCUGCUGGAGUCAGCUUAGUUGGAGUGAGCACAGCCGUCGCACACACAGGCAGUCCCAGCGAUGAAGGUGCAGGUAGAUCCGGCACCAGGGCGGCGAAGCUAUUCCUCAUGUCAAUCUGCUCCGGUCCUCUCGCAGACACUCCAGUCCUCUUAGCAACAUGCCUGUGCCUUCGUUUUCCACAACUUGUGACAUGGGACCAGCGCUGAUUGGAACAAUCCUCUUGCUGUUCUCAGUCUACUCCACUACAAGAUUGAGGAGGAGAAGCAGAUGGAGACGAUUUCCUUGGCAGGCAAGUUCCAGGUAGCACAGGCCAUUCGCAUAGGGACAGAUGACAAGGCGGGGAUACAUCCAUCAACCCGAGCGGCGUCCAGCCACAGGAGUUGAGAACAAGAAAAUUCCAAUUUCUGUUUUCCCCAUAAGUUCGUGCAGAAAUGAUAUUUCCUUGCUAAGGAUAGCCAACCUCAUUCCUGUAAUCUUCUGCAAGCAAACAAUUGCCGCAUAAGGAAAACUGUGAUAAAUAAAAAAGUAUAUCAGUUUCACAUAAGGACCAAAGGAUUGACAGCCGUCCCAUAGUUGGGAAGAGAUCUUUGACGUACCGAUCCCAUGGCAUAGUGUUUAUGAACUGACACGCAAAACGACACCGGAUUCAAAAAUUAGAAUCUUUCAAUUUAAAUUAUUAUAUAAAAUUAUUGCUACCAAUAGAAUGUUAUUUAUAUGGGGGGUACAAUCUUCCCAGCUCUGCAGAUUUUGCUGUGAAGAGACAGAAUCAUUAGAUCAUUUGUUUUGGUUCUUUCCAUUUGUAGCUUGUUUUUGGACACAGGUCCAGGAAUGGCUAAAGGAUUGCAAUAUUUACCUGGAGCUAACCUUGCAGAUAGCAUUACUGGGUGAUCUGAAAAGUCAUAGUCAAUCAAUCAAAUAAUACUUUUAGCAAAAAUGUUUAUUUUUAAUUCACAAUCUGUAGAAGCAAUGAGAAUAGAAAGGUUCAGAACUUUUGUAAAACAUCACAGUACGGUUGAAAUAUAUAUGGCAAAUAGAAAUCCUAUAUGGAUGGUGUUAAGAGAUAGAUGGGAGGUAUUGAAUAGAGUUGAAGGAUGGGACUAAUAACAAAUAACAACAAAUAAUAACAAAGAUAGCUAAUAAUGUAAGCAUACUGUGUCCAUAAUAAGUAUAUAGGUUGUAUGUUGGGAGCUUUUGGGAAAGAGUUAGAAAGAUAUGGCAUAUAGAAGCAAACCGGAUGGACAUCAUGAAAAUGAUCGGAGAGGUUGAGAGUAGAAGUUCAGGAGCAAAAAAUAUAAUAUAUAUAUAUAAUUAUUGUAAAAUUUACUCUGUCCAUAAGGUGUAGAUAGUAAGUAUAGACCGGAAAUAGAGGCCUGGGCAUUGUUGUUCACUAAUUUACUCCAAGUAGGGAAAGGAUGGUGGGGUUAAAAAGUAAUAAAGGGGAGUAUAUAUAUAAAUUUAAAAAACAUGGGGGAUUGGAAGUGAUGCAGACAAUUACAUUGAUAGAAGAUACAAUCUAUCUGCAAUAUUAAGCUGAUCCAUUCCCCCAGAAAAAAAAGAAGAAUAAAAAAUAAAUAAAUAAAUUGCCGCAUUGAAACUCUGGAUUGUCAAUAUUGUCCCGGACAAUAGCGUAAUAAACACUGCUUCUACAGCUCUGGAAACGUUUGUUAGCUAUUCCAGGCGACGCGGGCUCCAUUGCAACCUAGCUAGCUAGCUGGCUAUUUUGUAUCAGGUUUUGACACCAUCACUUAUGAAUAAAAUAAAUACAAAAACUUCGGAAACAACAGGUCGAGGCGCAGGAGGUAUCUGUAAUAUUGACAUAAGCUCAGAACCACUUGUUUUGCAAACAUGGUCCUGUUUUAUCAAUUGCUGUGCUGAUCGAUGGACAGUUCAUUACCCCUGUCAAAUGAAUAUGUAGUCUAAAGUUAUGUUUGUAUUUGUUUGCAAUAAAGAUGGUGAUAGCAGGAUGCUGUGAAGUCCAUUAUCCCUCUGAAGAGUAUGAAUUAGACUAUUUGAUAAGGUUUGAAUCCUAAACCUGCCUACACAUUGUUUGAAGUACAAUAGACCAACAUAUCUACUGUAGUAUGAAAAAAAAUGUAUGCACUCACUUAACUGUAAGUCGCUCUGGAUAAGAGCAUCUGCUAAAUGACUAAAAUGUAAAUGUAGUAGGUCAAAGCUGUAUGCUGGAAGAUCUUGGUAGCGCAUGGGUGAAGUUAGCCCAUGAUGUACUCUUAAGGAGCCUACCGUUACUCCUUAAGUAUUUUCAGAGGUAGACUGGCUCUGGCAGCCAAAACCGCCAAAUACUCCAUCUAAACGUGAGUCGAUUUCCAAUUGCGAUGCAGUUCUAGAAACAUAAAGCCCUUUACUUUCAUAUCACAUAAUUUUUCCAAAUGCAAAAUACACACUUACUGUACACUGUUUUAACCGGCUUUAUCACAGUUGCAGCCGAUGGCAUUCUUCCGUUAAACACAGGUGUUCGGCGCAUCCUAGAUAGCUAAUUAGCACAGGUUAGCACUCUGUCUUCCGUAAACAUGCGCUGUAACAUAUGACCGUGUGGGAACACUAACCCUAUAAAGGUGUGUAUCAAUUUAGCCUUUAGUUUGAAAGAUAAGGUCCUCGUGCGUCCAAAAACCUUAUCGCAAGCGAUGCGUGUUAAUUUUCAGACCGAACGUCAGGGCUCUUAACAAAACUCCUUCAUACAAUGACUCUUAUGUGUAAUGUAAUGGAGCUGAGAGUGAUGAUCAAGAGCUAGGGUGGAGUAGGCAUUUUGGUGCUCAUAUGAAUGUCCUUUCUUUUUCGGCUUCAGACCAAUGCCUACUUCUCACUUAAAACAUAGUUUUUUGUUUUGAAUUUCCAUGGUUUUUAAACUGGACGGUGAUUUUCUGUUAAAGGUGUAUUUUACAACAUUUCCACAUGAAAAGGCAGAUUUUUUGGGAGCAGCCAAAAGGCUGUCAUUGGCAGUGCUAUUGUAACCUGUAAUGCGGGCUCUGACAAAUGGUCUGGACCUUAAUGGCACAGGUGGUGUGCAUAACUGCAAGGGUUGCUGGAUUAAACCCUGGUCUGCUGGCUGUUGCCCUCUAAUAGCUAAAAUCAGUUUUGAACUAACUAUUAAAGCUGGUUGAGAGAAUGCCAAGAGUGUGAAAAGCUGUCAUCAAGGCAAAGGGUGCCUACUUUGAAGAAUCUCAAAUAUAAAAUAUAUUUGUAUUUGUUUAACACUUUCUGGGUUACUACAUGAUUCCAUAUGUGUUAUUUCAUAGUUUUGAUGUCUUCACUAUUAUUCUACAAUAUAGAAAAUAGUAGAAAUUAAGAAAAACUGUUGAAUGAGUAGGUGUGUCCAAACUUUUGAAUGGUACUGUAUGUGUAGAGUUUACCAUGGAUAAUCAAAAGUAAUCGUCUGCAGUUUUCAGAAGGUGAAUAGCUCAAUUGAUUGUGACAGUCUUACGUUGUAAAAUAUGACUCAAUAAUUCCCAUUGAAAGCAAAGUAAAAGAAAACUGUUUUACGUAAUUUACUUUUGAUGGUCAUAUAUCUCAGCCAUAGUGACUAAACAAAGAGAUCCCCAUGUACACUAGAGCCACAUCUUUCUUGUGCCUUUUACAGCUUUUUUCUAGCCUAAAGCGUUGCAGAGUUAUGCAUCCUAUACAUUUGUAUGCGUAGUCCCGUGUAGCUCAGUUGGUAGAGCAUGGCGCUUGCAACACCAGGGUUGUGGGUUCAAUUCCCACGGGGGGCAGUAUGAAAAAUGUAUGCACUCACUAAUUGGAAGUCGCUCUGGAUAAGAGCGUCUGCUAAAUGACUAAACUGUAAACUGAAACUGUAAACUAAAUGACUAAAAUGUAAAUGUAAUAUAAUCCUGGUUUGUGGGGGGCAUUACCCCCCUCCUCCCAGCCCUAGAGCCAUGCAACUAGAAUGGCCGUGCAUGACAGGGUUGUUGUCAAAUAUCCAACAUAUGGCAGAGUUGGUAUUUUGGCACUGUUGAUCAGCACUAAUUUGAAUUAAAAUGUAAAGAAGACAGGAGAAGGAGCAUACUGGAAUUUCUUAUGGAUGUUUGAAACUGAGUAUUUCUGAUGCUAGCAAGCAUGCAUUUGCACACUGCAGUCAGUGCACAACUGAGUUUGGUGUUGGUUUUGAACUGAUGUAGCUAUCUAGCUAUGUUUUGUGGGAAAAUAUAUUACUGGCAUUUGCAUGUGAGCUAGCUAACGUUAGCUAGCUUCUGUGUCAAGUCAGCUGUUGUUGUUUGCUUUUAGCUAGCUAGCUAAUGGGUGAAUUAAUUUGUGUAAAAACCAUCCAUAACCAAGUAUAGCUAGCUGCCUUUGUUUGCCUGUUCUUUAGCUAGCUAGCUUUCAGCUGACUGGCGUUUGCUAGCUACAGAGGUUAGCUGCUGGUUAGCGACCUAGCUAAUCAACAUCUGUUUGCAUUUGUUGAUUAACCUCAGUUUGAAUACCAGCAUAAAGCUAGUUAUCUACAGUGCAUAGGUGGCAAGUCUAAUGGUCACUUUAUGGACGCUGUAGUCUCAUUCAGAGGAUGUGAGCGGAGCUGGAGUGGAGUGCCGACCUUCUCUCUCGCUCCAAUUUCGCUCCGGUGCCGCUCAGUCACGAUCUCAGGGCAUUCUCUGCCCAGCAUUUUUCAUUUACUUCAUCACUGUUCUUUUAAUUAGGCCUAUUCUGAUGUAUUUCUUUAGCCGAUUCUAUGCACACACACUGGACUCUACUCACACACUUGCUUAAACUGACACCCCAACACACAUACGCACACACACUACGUACACCCACACACACAUAACAUGCACACACAUGCAUACUAACACCACAUACACACUCAAACACACAUACACACACACACACACACACUUUCACACUCACCACAUAUGCUGCUACUACUGUCUUAUCUAUACUGUUAACUAGUCACUUUACCCCUACCUACAGAGCCUUCAGAAAGUAUUCACACCCCUUGACUUUUUCUACAUUUUGUUGUGUUACAGCCUGAAUUUACAAUUGAUUAAAUUGAGAUUUUGUGUCACUGGCCAACACACCAUACGACAUAAUGUCAAAGUGAAAUAAUGUUUUUAGAUUUGAUUUUUUAUUAAUUUAUAAUUAAAUCUGAAAUGUCUUGUGUGAAUAAGUAUUCAACACUGUUGAUAUGGCAAACCUAAAUAAGUUCAGGAGUAAGAAUGUGCUUAACAAGUCACAUAAUACGUUGCAUGGACUAAGUCUGUGUGCAAUAAUAGUGUUUAACAUGAUUUUUGAAUGACUACACAAUCUCUGUACCCCACACAUACAAUUAUCUGUAAGGUCCCUCAGUCGAGCAGUGAAUUUCAAACACAGAUUCAACCACAAAGACCAGGGAGGUUUUCCAAUGCCUUGCAAAGAAGGGCACCUAUUGGUAGAUGAGUAAAAAAACUAACAAAAAACAGACAUUGAACAUCCCUUUGAGCAUUGGGAAGUUAUUAAUUACACUUUAGAUGGUGUAUCAAUGCACCCAGUCACUACAAAGAUACAGGUGUCCUUCCUAACUCAGUUGCCGGAGAGGAAAGAAACCGCUCAGGGAUUUCACCAUGAGGCCAAUGGUGACUUUUAAACAGUUAGAGUUUAAUGGCUGUGAUAGGAGAAAACUAAAAACAUUGUAGUUACUUCACAAUACUAACCUAAUUGACAGAUUGAAAAGAAGGAAGCCUUUACAGAAUAAAAAUAUUCCAAAACAUGCAUCCUGUUUGCAAUGAGGCACUAAAGUAAAACUGCAAAAAAUGUGGCAAAGACAUUACCUUUAUGUCCUGAAUAUAAAGCAUUAUGUUUGGGGCAAAUCCAUCACAACACAUCACUGAGUACCACUCUUCUAUUCUCAAGCAUGGUGGUGGCUGCAUCCUGUUAUGGGUAUGCUUGUCAUCGGCAAGGACUAGGGAGUUUUUUAGGAUGAAAAUAAAUGGAACAGAGCUAAGCACAAAUUCCCCUUUCAGCAGGACAAUAACCUAAAACACAAGGACAAAUAUACACUGGAGUUGCUUACCAAGACGACGUUGAAUUUUCCUGAGUGGCCUAUUUACAGUGGCGCAGUGGUCUAAGGCACUGCAUCGCAGUGCUAGCUGUGCCACUAGAGAUCCUGGUUCGAAUCCAGGCUCUGUCGUAGCCGGCCGCGACCGGGAGACCCAUGGGGCGGUGCACAAUUGGCCCAGCGUCGUCCAGGGUAGGGGAGGGAAUGGCCGGCAUGUAGCUCAGUUGGUAGAGCAUGGCGUUUGCAAUGCCAGGGUUGUGGGUUCAAUUCCCACGGGGGGCCAGUAUGACAUUUUUUUUAUAAAUAAUGUAUGCACUCACUAACUGUAAGUCGCUCUGGAUAAGAGCGUCUGCUAAAAUGACAAAAAUGUAAAAAGAAAAUUGAAGACUUGAAAAUGGCUGUCUAGCACUGAUCAACAACCAACUUGACAGAGCUCGAAGCAUUUAUAAAAUAAUAAUGUGCAAAUAUUGUACAAUCCAGGUGUGCAAAGCUCUUAUAGACUUACCCAGAAAGAUUCACAGCUGUAAUCGCUGCCAAAAUUGAUUCUAACAUGUAUUGACUCAGGGGUGUGAGUACUUAUGUAAAUGAGAUUUUUCUGUAUUUAAAUUUCAAUAAAUUAGCAAACAUUUCUAAAAACACGUUUUCACUUUGUCAUUACGAGGUAUUGUGUGUAGAUGGGUGAGACAAAAAGGCACUGUAUAUGUACAGUACAUAGCUACCUCAAUUACCUCAUACCCCGGCACAACAACGCGGUACUGGUACUCGCUGUGUAUAGCCAUUAGAUCUACUCCCUAUAUAUAGCCAUGUUAUUUUGUAUCAUUAUUUUAUUCCUUAUUAACUGUAUUUAUUCCUUGUGUCACUAUUUCUAUUUUUUAUUUAAUUAUUCUUUAACACUGCAUUGUUGGAAAAGGUAAGUAAGCAUUUCACUGUUAGUCUACACCUGUUGUCUACAAAGCAUGUGACAAAGACAAAUUGAUUCCCAUUGAAAGUUUUUUUUUUAAUACAGCAGCCACAUAUCAUCCAUAGAAAACUCCCGAUGGCACAUGAAGCACCAUACCAGGCCCCCAGUGUCCGGUCUUGAGCGUGAAGUCAUGAGCUCUGCCGGUCAGUUACUGCGUAGCAACUAGCGGUGACAAAAGCCCUGGACUACCCUAGAAAGCCUGUGUAAAUAAGUAUCGCCAGAACAGCCAAACAAUUUUUUUUGACUGCCAUUUUGGCAUCAAAUUAUGUUUUUUAUUUAUUCUUUAUUAAUUCAGGGAAAAACCCAUUGAGACAAGGGUUUCAUUCCCUAGGGUGCCCUGAUCACAACAAUACAACAACCAAAUGAAAUGUAAAACAAAACGACAAUCAAUACAAAACACAAAAUGUAAGAAAACAGUUACAUUCCUCAGCUACUAGGUCCUCAAUCAACACCCUAAACUGCCCGACCGGCACCAGAACAUCCAACUAUAAUGAGUUAUGCAAAUUGUUCCAGCAUUGGGGCACAUUAAAACUGAAAGCGGAUUUACCUAAUUUGUUGGAGACCUGAGCAACCUCGAGUUAACCAACCCUUCAACAACGAAGUUAGGUAAGUCGGAAGCUUGUGUAGUAGAGCUUUGUAAAUCAAAAGGGAAUAGUGAAUCGAUCUACGGGACUUUAAUGAGGACCAGCCAACCUUUUGAUACAGGAUGCAGUGAGGAGUAGUAAAAGUGUCACCUGUAAUAAAGUGAAGGGUGGUAUGGUAGACGGCAUCCAAAGUUUUAACAGUAGUGGCUGCUGCAUUCUGGUAAAUUGUUUCACCAUAAUCAAUCAACUGGCAGGAAAAUUUACUAUACAAUCUGCUUCCUGCUUUUUAGGGAGAGGCAAUAUCUCUUUCUAAAAAUGAAGCCAACUUUAGAUCUUAGCUUUUAAACUAGCUCAUCAGUAUGUCUUUUAACCCCCUAAGGUCGCCCCUGCGGAAAUCUACACUGAACAAAAAUAUAAACGCAACAAUUUCAAAGAUUUUACUGGGUUACAGUUCAUAUAAGGGAAACAGUCAAUUGAAAUAAAUGCAUUAGGCCCUAAUGUAUGGAUGACUGGAAAUACAGAUAUGCAUCUGUUGGUCACAGAUGCCUUUAAAAAAAAAGGGGGCGUGGAUCAGAUAACCAGUCAGUAUCUGGUGUGACCACCAUUUGAUCAGGCUAUUGAUUGUGGCCUGUAGAAUGUUGUCCCACUCAUCUUCAAUUGCAGUGCAAAGUUACACGUAGAUGAGCUUCCCUAAGAUGGUUUCUGACAGUUUGUACAGAAAUUCUUCGGUUGUGCAAACCCACAGUUUCAUCAGCUGUCCGGGUGAGACGAUUCCGCAGGUGAAGAAGCCGUAUGUGGAGGUCCUGGGCUGGCGUGUUUACACGUGGUCUGCGGUUGUGAGGCCAGUUGGACGUGCUGCCAAAUUCUCUAAAACGAAGUUGGAGGCGGCUUAUGGUAGAGAAAUGAACAAUUCUCUGGCAACAGCUCUGGUGGACAUUCCUGCAGUCAGUAUGUCAUUUGCACGCUCCCUUAAAACUUGAGACAUCUGUGGCAUUGUGUUGUGCGACAAAACCGCUAAUUCUAGAGUGGCCUUUUAUUGUUCCCAGCACAUGGUGCACCUGUGUAAUGAUCAUGCUGUUUAAUCAGCUUCUUAAUAUGCGACACCUGUCAGGUGGAUGGAUUAUCUUGGCAAAGAAGAAAUGCUCACUAACAGGGAUGUAAAUACAUUUGUUUACCAAAUUUAAGCGAAAUAAGGGUUUUGUAUGUAUGGAACAGUUCUGGGAUCUUUUAUUUUAGCUCAUGAAACAUGGGACCAACACUUUACAUGUUGCCUUUAUAUUUUGUUCAGUAUAUGUGAAUUUGGUUGGGUCGCCCAAAAAGUACAUAUUGCAGCUUUAAUGUAUAUGGCCUGAUAUCAUCAGGUAUGUCCUUGUUUGAUAGCCUACGACAUGUUGUUGAAAUGUUGGAGCUUCUCGCGAUAGCCUACUUCGAAACCAAAUGGUACAUAAUCACAAAAGUAGAUGGGUUUUUUGUUAAAUUAUCUUUUUAAACAAGAAAUCAAUUGAGUGAAUUUGUAGCGGCAGUUAUUUUUUUCUGUGAGCACUGAGCGAAUUUCAGCGGCGCGGGGGAAAGGACGUGGAGUGCCAGAGCGAUGUGCAAAGACCGCUUCUUGAGUGAUGAGUGGGAUAUCCGACCGCUCAACUCCAUACACAUACUCUCGUCUCGUUCUUAUCCAACUAAUAGAUAUUGAGCUAGGUCGGGGAAAGACAUUUUAUUUUUUCCUAAUGCCAAUGACCCUGUUAAAAAUCCAGUACGUGGUACUCGGUAACGGCCGGACGGCUCAUGUGUUCUGUACGUCCAAUCAAGGUGAUUUGCGAACUUUCAUAGACAUUGGUGUCAUAUUGGCUUAAAUAUGAUGGCAGGGAGAUUUGAAUUUAACAUUGAGCUACAACCAUUAGUGCUAAAGCUUUGUCUAAACUUAACUUUACACCCUCAAGCUUGCAUAAACCUGCAAAAACGAUCUGCUCUAAACUAUGAUUCAUGUUUUUGUAACCCAUUGUGACUGUUCUAAACCCACCAAUUCCAAGUCUUUUCUUCCGAGGGUUCUUACACUCCCAUUAAACUUUACAAUAGUCGUUUGAUGUUCUUGUACCCCUUUGUUAGUGAAAGGGGGUAGCCUAGCAACGGUUAGAUAUUGCACUGUGCAAAUGUUUAAAAAGCAUUUAGCAGAAAGAUGAAGAAUUGAUGUGGGGAUGGUUUCAUGCAGAACGGGUCAUGUGGUGCGGUCAUUAGUGGUUGAGCCAUUAUUGCUACCGCUGCGCAUGUUUCAAAACCCAGUGCAAUCAGGGUCUUCAUUAGGACACACCGUAUCAGAACGUUUUGCAAAUAAAAACAAGCAUUUCUUAUUGGAGCCCCAGGUAGGGCAUCCCUGUUUCGGCCUGUUUUCUUCAGUUUCGUGCCUAGUGACUACGACCCUGGCCUAGUCAGAAGCAGCGGUGUCCACAGUUCGUCAGGUUUAACCAGUGGGUGCAUGCCAUUGGUUGUGUUCAUAAUGGCACACCCUAGCAAAAAAAAAAAAAAAUGUUUUGCAACAGAAAACAAAAACAAGGAGUUCCUUAAUGGACACGCACAGGUAAUCCUUUACUGUUUCAGUCAGUUUUAUUUCGUUUGGUGCCUAAUGAACACUGCCCUGGUUGUGUCCCAAUGCAGGCUGUUUGGGGACGAGUCGGACCUGCAGUUCUGGACGGUGGCGGCCCACUAUCUCCAGUCAUUCGCCCAGGCCCGCCACCUCAGUGUGCCCGUCCCCGAGGGCCAGACCCCAGCCGAGGGGACUCAGGCCACCCCACAGGGCCACCUGGACAUCUACCACGACACCCUGUGUGAGAGCUUCUACUUCCAGGUGAGCAAAAUAAUGGACGAAUGGUAAAACGUUUUUUUAUUAGGCAGUGUGCCUUGUCUAACACAGUGGAAGCUGGUUGAGGGAGAAAUUGGAGAACAGGCUCAUUGUAAUGGCUGGAAUUAAAUUAAUGCGAAUACCAUUCAAUUCCAGCCAUUGCAAUCAGCCCGUCCUCCAAUUUAAAGUGACACCAGCCUCCACUGGUCUAACAACUCAAUGUGUUGUCUCUAGGAGGGAUUUCUUCUAGUUAACGUCCAAGGAGGUGGGCCUCCGUGUGUGUAUGAGAGUUAAUGGUAUAUACCAUACAUUCCCACGGGGGGCCAGUAUGAAAAAUGUAUGCACUCACUAAUUGUAAAUCGCUCUGGAUAAGAGCGUCUGCUAAAUGACUAAAAUGUCAAUUGGAUCACAAAAAAAAAAAAUUGGCCGAACUGUCAACACCACAGUUCGUAAUGGCCCCAGACCACAUUGUAAUUCCUCUAGCAGACAGUCUCCUGUGACCUCAGCCAUUCUACUGUGUCAGCGGUAUUGACCAGACACACACACACAGUCACACAAACCGCCGACUGCCACUCCUCUCCCUUCCUCUCUGGGCCCUUGUUUGUGGUGUGCUCUGUCAUUGGCAGUAUCCCUUUGCCUUUGCAGACUGAAAAGUUGGACAGAGAAGAGGUGUGCCCUGAGAAACAAUCCAGCAAGGCUGGUGGCUUUUUUCAACCUUAAUUAUUGAUUGGAUCCUCUCAGUGCGUCCCAAAUGGCACCCUAUUCCCUUUAUAAUGCACAACGUUUUACCAGAGCUCUAUGGGCCCUAGUCAAAAGUAGUGCACUUGCACUAUAUAGGGAAUAAGCUGCCAUUUGGGAUAAAAGAGGGUGAGGAUUCAGGAGGUGUCCUAAAUCGUUGUUCAUUGAUUGGCCUGUCUCUGUUAUGUCUAUCGCAUGACUGGUUGACAUGGCAACCACUUGACAACCAGACUCAGCUGUGAUCCAUCCGCUUGUCAGUUGCCAAGGUGAUGGAGAAUACUUUUUAAUCAGAGAUGGUGCAUUUGGGUCUUGAUGAGCGUCGCAUUCUUCUGUCUGUCGAAUGGAGAUUUCGAGCAACAUACUUUUUUUAGGGCCUAGAAAUAUCAAUCUGGGAUUGUACACUGAACAAAAAUAUAACCGCAACAUGUAAAGUGUUGGCCCAUGUUUCAUGAGCCGAAAUAAAAUAUCCCAGUAAGCUUCUUUCUCUCAAAUGUUGCGAACAAAUUUGUUUACAUCCCUGUUAGUGAGCAUUCCUCAUUUGCCAAGAUAAUCCAUCCACCUGACAGGUGUGGCAUAUCAAGAAGCUGAUUAAAUAGCAUGAUCAUUACACAGGUGCACCUUGUGCUGGGGACAAUAAAAGGCCACUCGAAAAUGUGCAGUUUGUAUCACAACACAAUGACGUGUACAUUUUGUUAAUUUCUCUACCAUAAGCCACCUCCAACGUUGUUUUAGAUAAUUUGGCAGUAUGUCCAACUGGCCUCACAACCGCAGACCACGUGUAUGGCGUCAUGUGGGCGAGCGGUUUGCUGAUGUCAAAGUUGUGAACAGAGUGCCCUGUGGCACACAGAUGCAUAUCUAUAUUCCCAGUCAUGUGAAAUACAUAGAUUAGGGCCUAAUGAAUUUCAAUUGACUGAUUUCCUCAUAUGAACUGUAGCUCUGUAAAAUCUUUGAAAUUGUUGCAUAUUGCGUUUAUAUUUUUGUUCAGUAUCGUUCCAUGUUCAAAGUGUUUUAACAAUACUUAUUAUCAUAAGUAAUGGCAUUGACACAUAAACCAAUUCAAAAAGCUUUUUCUUUUGACUGGUAGAAGAUGCUCUACUCAAUACAUCAAAUAGCCUUCUCAAAUACAUUAACAGUUUCACUAGAAUAAUCACUUCAAUGCUUGAAAGCAUAACAAAAAAGUCCUUUUGCACAACAUUAUUGUGUAUUUGUCUGGACAACAUCUGUGAGAGCGAGAGCCAGACCAGUUUCUCCCUUUUAAAUGUGUUGAAAUAUGCCUCUCUGAUUCCUCUAUGAUGCCAUGCCCAUGAGAUGAAAGUAGACUGAUGGAAGACUCCUCAGAGCACAAGUGCCGCUGGUACACUGUCCACUGUUCACUAGUGUCCAGUCAUAUCAUUAUAUUCCAUGGGCUGUAUGGAUCAAGCGUCUCAGAGUAGGAGUGCUGAUCUAGGAUCAGGUCCCCCACAAUGUUAUUCCUUGUUAUCUAAAAGGCAAAUCUGAUCCUAGAUCGGCACUCCUACGCUGAGACACUUCAGCUACAUGCCCAUUGCCCACCAACAUCAACAUGAAGAAAAUAUCAUCUGCGUACUUACAUCAGAUGUGAUAAGCUUUCAGUCAAAAAUACAUUUGUCAGAGCAUUCCAACAUCACAAUAGCAUGAGCCUAAUGAGAGGACAAAGUCUAUGCCUAUGGAAGGCUUUUGAAGCUACUGAACAAUAAGACAAAUAUACAUGUUUGUGUGUGGUUUUAUGGCCAAAGCAGUAGGUUGACACAGAAUGAAUCACUGAAUUGAAUAAAAGCUCUAGUAAACAUUUGACAUUUUAGUCAUUUAGCAGACGCUCUUAUCCAGAGCGACUUACAAUUAUUGCAUUCAUCUUAAGAUAGCUAGGUGAGACGAGAAAACAUCACAAUCGUAUCAAGUACAUUUUCCCUCAAAAAGUAAAGACCGACAUGCGUAACUACCUCCCCAGUGUUUAAGUAAAACUGCCUACGAAUACUAACAAGCAGUGGAGGCUGGUGGGAGGUGCCACAGGACGAUGGGCCUGUCAUGCCAAAUAAUGUCCCCCGGCCAAAAAGUUUCCCCCUCUGCGUCACAAUGGGAUCCGAUAAACUAUUAGCGUCCGUUGCUAUAUCAACGGUGUGAUGACCUUAUGAUUAGAAUUUUGGAGAUCAUUACAGCAUAAAUUACAUUAUUUUCGUCAUCGCUAUGCAAACAAAGCAGAUUUCCGCGACAAUUUUGCUGUUUAAACAAGGUUUAGCUAAUAAAAUUAAAACAUUACUUCGAACUACUUUUGGGUACAUUGUUAACAUUACAACAUGAAAUCCAUGUCUUAAACAUUGCUACGUUUCGGAAAUGGUAAAGAAAACGUGUAAUCUGCUUGACACAUUAAAGUUACUUACCUUACAGAUAAUGAAGUCAGCUAAUUUCCACUCCAUUCAUAUGCAAAUCCGUUUGAUUCAUACACUGGCUUGUCUGGCUGUCAUGUUUUUAUUUUUAACCUGCCCUUCCCUUAUCUACACUGAAUUAAUAUAAUUUCAGUUGUCCUCUUAUGAUUCAUUUUUUUCUAUCUUGCAUAGCUCAUUAGUACAUCCUUGUGGUUGAAUAUAUAUGUAUCUAUUGUAGGUCCUAGGGUACAACAAUGAAUAAUGUGGAACAAAUAAAUACCAUCAAAAGAUACCUUAUAACUUACAAUAAUGGUCACCUUGUGAAACAGCUAUGAAAACCAACCUGGCAAUAUUUAAGAUUUUAAUACAUAAACAUUGAUCUUUUUUACAACAGUUGUGUCAUUAAUGUAUUUUCAGAUGUUUUUGUACGCUCACAUGGCAAUCAUAGACUAAAAUACUGAAUUCUGGUGUGUGGAAUAUAGAGGAGGUGGUUGCUGUGUGGGUGGGAGGUUCUGCCUGUCACUUGAAUCUGGAUAAGUAAAGGUUAAAUAAUCAUCUCUCGCAUCUCUUCACCUCUUUCGCUCUCCAUCUCUCCAUCUCGCUCUCUGUGUGUUGCAACAGAGGUUCCAGUUGGAGCGAGUCCAUCUACAGGAGGUGAAGAGGUCCAGUUAUGACCACACCAAGAAGUGUGCUGACCAGCUCCUCCUGCUGGGACAGGUUAGUACUACCUACUUUACUCUACUGGUACAGGCUUCUGUAGAAGUUGUCAAAUGCACACACACAAAUACAAUAUACUGUAUUCUUUCUUUCAGACUAAAUCUCUUUUGCACACAAACACUUGUACACACACACGCCUGAGCGCCCACAAUACACAUGCAGGAGAACAUAUACUGCAUUCUGUCUUUCGUAUGAAUAUCCCUCUCUUUCACACACAAAGCAUUUACAACGCACACACUGUUCUUUUCUCCCUCGCUUACGCUCUCUCUCUCACCGCCUCUCUCCCACUCUGAGUGGAGCCUGAUGGACGAUGAGGGAUGAGUGUUGUGUUGCUCUGUUCCUCUCGAACACCCCUGUCAGUGGAGGAUGAAGACGCGCCACUAGGGCUAUUACGGUGACCGUAUUACAGCCACACCGGCAGUCACCAGUUAUGACCGCAGUCAAAUGCUACGUGACCGUUGAGUUACGUUAACUAGGCUACUCCAAAACUGCGCUCUGUAUGAAUGGCGCCAAUCGUACCACUGACGGUCAUUAGUAGCCUACCAAACUUGCUAAAGGCCCUCAAGUUGCUAAUGGCCUGGUACUCAGCGCUCUAUUGUCCCUCUAAUCACUCUGACAUCAAUACAAAUAUAAUCUAAAAUCAAAUCAAACACUUCAUGCCAUUUGAAUGCAUUUUAGAUGCGAGGCAAAACAUUAGCUGGUUGAUAAGCUUAAACAGGUUAGUAACAUCUGAGGUUGGAGCGAAAACCUUCAGGAGGGUAGCUCUCAAGGAACAGGGUUGGAGACCCCUGGCAUUCAGAGUUUCAGCGGAAUAUCACCUGUCGCGCAGCGAGAGCCAGCUCCUAAAACAGCUUGUUGAUGCGUGGAAUGAAAUGUGUUCUUAUAAGCCCAGUCAUUGCGCAACAUUUCUAUACACUAUAAUGGAAAACUGUAAUUUAUACAGUAAUGUUGGGUAUUAUCAACAGUAAAAUGCGAUGUUUUACUGCAGCAUACUGUAAAUGAUGCUGCAUUAUGGUACAUUUUGUGGGCGGGGAAAGAAUUGCUGAAUUUCAAAUAGUACUAUAAUUCCACCCCACAGAAUACAGUACCGUAUCUUUGGAGUGCCAAAACCUUUGACCACUAGAGGGCGCAUGGUAUUGUUUUUGUCACAUUAACAUAUUUUGAUGCAUGCCUUGUAAGAGGCUAUAUUUGUUGCACCUGUGAGAGAGAAUGCUGUACCAAUCUGACUCCUUUGUGCUUAUUGUUCCCCAUCAAUUUAAAAUGUACAGUUUUUUCAGAAAGUAUUCAUACCCCUUUACUUAUUCCACAUUUUGUUGUGUUACAGCCUGAAUUCAAAAUGGUUUCAAUAUUUUUAUUUUCUCUCCCAUGUACACAUAAUACCCAAUAGUGACAAAGUGAAAACAUGUUUGUUUGAAUGUUUUGCAAAUGUAUUGAAAAUAAAAUACAGAAAUCUCAUUUACAUAAGUAUUCAAACCCCAGAGUCAAUACUUUGUAGAAGCACCUUUGGCAGCAAUUACAGCUGUGUGUAUUUCUGGGUAAGUCUCUAAGAGCUUUCUACACCUGGAUUGUGCAGCAGUUGCUUAUUAUUAUUAAAAAUGAUUGCUCUGUGCUUAGUUCCAUUCCGUUUAUGUUUUAUCCUAACAAAACUCCACAUUCAAUUACGAUUUAAAAGCAUACCCAUAACAUGAUGCAGCCACCACUAUGCUUGAAAAUAUGGAGAGUGGUACUCAGUAAUGUGUUGUGUUGGAUUUGCCCCAAACAUAACACUUUGUAUUCAGAAGAAAAAGUUAAUUGGUUUGCCACAUUUUUUUUCCAGUAUUACUUUAGUGUGAUGUUGCAAAAAGGAUGCAUGCUUUGGAAUAUUUGUAUUCUGUACAGGCUUCCUUCUUUUCAGUCUGUCAAUUAGGUUAGUAUUAUGGAGUAACUAUAAUGGUGUUGAUCCAUACUCAGUUUUCUCCCAUCACAGCCAUUAACCUCUACCUGUUUUAAAGUCACCAUUGGUCUCAAGGUGAAAUCCCUGAGCGGUUUCCUUCCUCUCCGGCAACUGAGUUAGGAAGGACGCCUGUAUCUUUGUAGUGACUGGGUAACUUCACCAUGCUGAAAGGGAUAUUCAAUGUCAGUUAUUUUUUUUUACUCAUCUAUUAAUAGGUGCCUUUCUUUGCAAGGCAUUGGAAAACCUCCCCCCUGGUCUUUGUGGUUGAAUCUGUGUUUGAAAUUCACUGCUCGACUGAGGGACCUUACAGAUAAUUGUAUGUGUGGGGUACAGAGAUCAGGUAGUCAUUCAACAAUCCUGUUAAACACUUAUUGCACACCGAAGUGAGUCCAUGCAACUUAUAAUAUAAUAAUAAUAAUAAUAUGCCAUUUAGCAGACGCUUUUAUCCAAAGCGACUUACAGUCAUGUGUGCAUACAUUUUUUUGUGUGUAUGGGUGGUCCCCGGGGAUCGAACCCACUACCCUUGGCGUUACAAGCGCCGUGCUCUUCCAGCGGAGCACAUUUUUACUCCUGAACUUCUUUAGGUUUGCCAUAACAAAGGGGUUGACUAAUUAUUGACUUGAGACAUUUCAGCUUUUCAUUUUUUAUGAAUUUGUAAAAAGAAGAAGAAAAAAGUAUUCACACCCCUUGACUUUUUCCACAUUUUGUUGUGUUACAGCCUGAAUUUAAAAUGGAUUAAAUAAAUAUGUUUUGAUACUGGCCUACACACAAUACCCCAUAUUGUCAAAGUGGAAUUAUGUUUUUAGACAUUUUUACAAAUUAAUUAAACAUUUAUUGAGUCUAAGUAUUCAACCUGUUUGUUAUGGCAAGCCUAAAUAAGUUCAGGAGUAAAAAUGUGCUUAACCAGUCACAUAAGUUGCAUGCACAUUCAACCAAAAGACCAGGGAGGGUUUCCAAUGUGUCGCAAAGAAGGGUACCUUAAGGUAGAUAAAAAAUUAAAAUUAAAAUAAAAUAUCACAUUGAAUUUCCCUUUGAGCAUGGUGAAGUUAUUAAUUACACUUUGGUUGGUGUGGCAAUACACCCAGUCACUACAAAGAUAGUCAUCCUUCCUAACUCAGUUACUGGAGAGGAAGGAACCCGCUUAGGGAUUUCACCAUGAGGCCAAUGGUGACUUUAAAACAGGUAGAGGUUAAUGGCUGUGAUGGGAGAAAACUGAGGAUGGAUCAAUAACAUUGUAGUUACUCCACAAUACUAACCUAAUUGACAGAUUGAAAAGAGUGAAGCCUGUAUAGAAUACAAAUAUUCCAAAACAUGCAUCCUGUUUGCAACAAUGCACUGAGCAAUCGGGGGAGAAGGGCCUUGGUCAGGGAGGUGAACAAGAACCCGAUGGUCACUCUGACAGAGCUCCAGAGUUCCUCUGUGGAGAUGGGAGAACCUUCCAGAAGGACAACCAUCUCUGCAGCACUCCACCAAUCAGGCCUUUAUGGUAGUUGCCAGACGGAAGCCACUCCUCAGUAAAAGGCACAUGACAGGCCGCUUGGAGUUUCCAAAAGGCACCUAAAGUACUCUCAGACCAUGAGAAACAAGAUUCUCUGGUCUGAUGAAACCAAGAUUGAACUCUUUGGCCUGAAUGCCAAGCGUCACGUCUGGAGGAAACCUGGCACCAUCCCUACGGUGAAGCAUGGUGGUGGCAGCAUCAUGCUGCGGGGAUGUUUUUCAGCGGCAGGGACUGGGAGACUAGUCAGGAUUUUAGUUUUAGAUGAACGGAGCAAAGUACAGAUCCUUGAUGAAAACCUGCUCCAGAGCGCUCAGGACCUCAGACUGGGGUGAAGGUUCACCUUCCAAAAGGACAACGACCCUAAGCACACAUCCAAGAAAACCCAGGAGUUGCUUCGGGACAAUUUUCUGAAUGUCCUUGAGAGGCACAGCCAGUGCCUGGACUUGAACCCGAUUCAACAUCUCUGGAGAGACUUGAAAAUAGCUGUGGAGCGACGCUCCCUAUCCAACCCGACAGAGCUUGAGAGGAUCUGCAGAGAAGAAUGGGAGAAACUCCCCAAAUACAGGUGUGCCAAGCUUGUAGCGUCAUACCCAAGAAGACUUGAGGCUGUAAUCGCUGCCAAAGGUACUUCAACAAAGUACUGAGUACUUAUUUUAUAAAUUUGCUAAAAUUUCUAAAAACCUAUUUUUGCUUUGUCAUUAUGGGGUGUUGUGUGUAGAUUGAUGAGAAGGAAAAAAAUGAUUUAAUCAAUUUUAGAAUAAGGCUGUAAUGUAACAGAAUGUGGAAAAAGUCAAGGGGUCUGAAUACUUUCCGAAUGCACUGUAUGUGUGGAAGUCCGGAGAUGCUAAACAUGUUUAUGUUAACUACUGGUCAAUUACUCACUGGUCCGUAGUACAUAGCCACCAUUCUUUACCUGAUGAAAGGUAGAAAUAAUUACUGUUUUUCCCUCCUCUCCUCUCAUUCACUCUCUGCACCUCUUUUGUUUGUUCUUUAUUUGGAUCCCCAUUAGCUGACGCCUUGGCCCUAGCGACCGCUAGCCUGCCUGGAGUCCACAAAAUAAAGACAUUACCAACAUAACAGAUAUGCCCAAAAAACAUAUGAAAAACUCUGUAGAUUUUGCAGUUGUCACAAUGGACAGCGGUAGACAUCACAGACAUUGAACAAAGGACAGUGAGACGAGAGAACUCAAAGAAACACAAUACUUCUGACACGAUCCCUAUUUCGACUUCCCUGUCUCUCUCUCACAGUCUUUAUCCCCAAUAAAGAAAUGAAAACAGUUGCAAGGUGUGGGACUGCCUCCUUGAAAAUAAUAAAUCAUCUUAAAACAUUUUUCUUCACCCGUCUUCUCUCCCUCAGACGGACCGAGCGGUGCAGUUGCUGUUGGAGACUAGUGCUGACAACCCCAGUUACUACUGUGACUCGCUGAAGGCGUGUCUGGUGACCACCAUUACCUCCUCAGGGCCCUCCCAGAGCACCAUCAAACUAGUGGCCACCAACAUGAUCGCCAACGGCAAGCUGGCAGGUAACUGGAGGCCAUAGAAUUAAAUAUAACUCAAGUUUAUAGAAGGUUUAUGACAUCUGCCACUCUAGUAUUGUAUUUCUAAGAUACCCUUCCACAGCACCAUCAAACUGGUGGCCACAAACAUGAUCGCCAAUGGCAAACUGGCAUUGACUGGUGGCCAUAAAUUUAAAUAGAACACUAGUUCCAUUAAGUUUUAUGAUGUCAGUCACUCAAGUAUUAUACUGAAUAUCUACGCUGGUGGCAACAAAGAUACUAUUGUUUCAACUGUGGUACCAUUGUGGUGUAUGCCAUGGGCUCUUCCUACCUUGGCUCUAAUACCCAGACCAGCCUAGGCAGAGCCUCUGCCAUUGCACACCCCCACCUUUAGUUCUAUGGAGUAGGUUGAGUGUAUUAUUAUGCAGUGUAUUAUUACCCUGGUCCCCUUCUGCAGCACAGCAGCUCACAUAACAGGUAAUUUAACUCCACAGCCCAUAAAAAAGUCAUUGUAGCGCAGCUAUAGCUGCCCUUAUUAAUCAAUCCUCAACCCACCGUCAUCUCGCACACUUCAUCACUCUCUCUUUCUCGCUCUCUGUCUCUCUCGCUAUCUCUCCCUCUCCGUCCGUCAGAGGGGGUGCAACUGCUGUGUUUGAUUGACAAGGCUGCGGACGCAUGCCGAUACCUGCAGACUUAUGGGGAGUGGAACCGUGCUGCCUGGCUGGCUAAGGUAACUUAUCUUUCACGCAUCUGUCCAUCAUCAUUAUCCCAUCUAAAGUAUUAGGGCCAGAGAAACUCUCAAAUCAUAUUGCUGGGCUGGAGUCAAGGAGAUGGUUAGUUGCAAAUCAAAGCGUACAGUAAUAUAAAAUGUAGUUGUCAGUGGUAGUUGAGAUAAUGGAAUGGAAAUGAUAACUUGAUCUCUUAUGUGUGCCUCUGUAUGCGCGUGUGCCUGCAAACUGUGUGUCAGGUGCGUCUGAACCCGGCAGAGAGCUCAGACGUGCUAAAGCGUUGGGCAGAGCACCUCUGCUCCCCCCAGGUCAACCAGAAGUCUAAGGCCAUCCUAGUGCUGCUCUCCCUGGGCUGCUUCCAUAAAGUAGGAGAGAUGCUCCAAAGGUAACCGUAACAGCGUCUCUCUCUCAUGUUCCCCCAUUAUCAGCUCCUUUGGGACUUUAUUCAGCUUUUUGCUCCGCUUUGUGUUAUCCAUCACUCUUGAUCUCCAAAUUGGUCCUCCUUUUUUAUCUCCAACUCUUGUAUGCGCACAAAAACACACUGUCACUGUCUAGCUUUGAGCAUUUGCAAAGGUGUGGUGGUGCUCUCCUACCUUGCUUCUUUCUCCAUGUUCAAUAUUGAUCUGCUCUGUGUAAGUAGACCUGCUUUCUCAGUGGCAGCCUGCAUUUUAAUGUGCCUCCCCAUGACACAUCUCAAAUGAAAUUUGAAAGGUAUGUGGCUGGCAGGUUGACGUGAAGCUUCAAGAGUAGAGACAUAAAAGUUGUUAUGAUGCAUACCUCUCUCUGAGUUCUCUCAAACCGUCUCUCCCACCCCCCUUCCUCUCUCUCUCUCUCGUAUCUCUCCCUCUCUUUCUCCCAUCCAUCCAUCUAUCUGAACUGUGACAGCAUGAGGUACUUUGACCGCGCGGCGCUCUUCAUUGAAGCCUGUCUGAAGUACGGGGUGAUGGAGGCCAACGAUUCCACCAAUAUCCUUUCAAAGUCAAGACCUCAUGAAUGGCUGCGCUAUUCAGGCUAUUCUCAAUCUUUCUCAAAAAGUUUGUCUAGUUUAAUACUACAGCAGUCUGGAACAGAUUGGACUUACCUUUAUAGUACAGUGCACAUGCUUUAUUUUCUUUACCUGAAGAGUGGACACCACACUACCUUUUGUACUUUGAUGUUUUAUUCAGACAGAAAAGAGGGAGAUUGAUGAAUAGGUGAAACUGUAUGAAGGGUUGAGGCGGGGAUUGAACCCCAGUCUCUGGGGUUGUGGUAUACAGUAUGUGCAGAGUGUUAACACUCAACUACAGGCUGAACACUUCACAUCCUUUAUCCAACCAGAUCUUACUGUGCUUUGGGGGUUGUCUGGUUCUUGUGGCUAGCACACUUUAUUUAGCAACUUCAAUUCACUGUCCCUCUUUAAAUAGCUAGGUUAGGCUACCUUCUGUCCAAGAUUUUACAUUUUACAUUUUAGUCAUUUAGCAGACGCUCUUAUCCAGAGCGACUUACAGUUAGUGAAUACAUAUAUAUAUUUUUUUAUACUGGCCCCCCGUGGGAAUCGAACCCACAACCCUGCCGUUGCAAACGCCAUGCUCUUAUCAACUGAGCUACAUCCCUGCCGGCCAUUCCCUACCCUACCCUGGACGACGCUGGGCCAAUUGUGCGCCGCCCAUGAGUCUACCAGUCGCGGUCGGCUGCGACAUAGCCUGGAUUCGAACCAGGAUCUCUAGUGGCACAGUUAGCACUGCGAUGCAGUGCCUUAGACCACUGCGCCACUCAGGAGAAUCAGAGAACUCGAGCACAGAGAACAAAAACUCAGGUUGAAUAGAAAAAUGUAUCCUGGAGUUGCAUACCCUGCUAGGUUAGCCCUAUGGAGUAGUCUGCUGUGUGUCUAUUCCAUGAGUAAUCAUGAGUGAGAGGAAUCGAAAGUGUUGUUGUGCAGAAGGUCCUGGGUUCGAGCCCAUUGAUGGAUUUUAUUUGAUACCAUUUCCAAGGGUUUUCUCCUUGACCUAUGUGUCUCCACAUAAGCUGAUCGGGGCUGCGUUCGUGGACUACGCCCGACUGCUGCGCAACCUGGGCCUGAGGGAGAGCGCCGCGUUCUGGGCAUCGCGGGCAGGGGGCGCCGGAGAGCAGCUGCUGGAGGAACUCUUCCAGGGAGAGGAGGCAGUGCCAGAGGCUGUACCCGGGGAGGAGGAAACGGAGGGCCUGGAGAACACCGAGUGACCCCAGGGUGUGGAGGAGAGGAGAACGGAGGAGUUGCCCAUAAACACAGAUCUACGAUCAGCUAACUCUCACCCCCUCCUAAUCGUAGCCAUUACAGGUGAAAAAUGCAAAACUGAUCUUGGAUCAGUGUUCUAGGGGCAAUUUAGGGGGAGAGGAGAGGAGGGGAAGUGUCUGUCACUGGAGUGUGCCAUGUCUGUGAAUGUGUUAGUGUGUGUUCUGAUUCAUCACGUGAUCAGUGUGCAUGUUGAUUUCUCCCCCCAGUGGCAGGCCAAAUGGAACCACACACACUCGCACAGCUAA
This is a messenger RNA of Coregonus sp. 'balchen', 31072 nucleotides long. The record is from the annotation of a GenBank genome assembly. NCBI's taxonomy places the organism in Eukaryota, Metazoa, Chordata, Actinopteri, Salmoniformes, Salmonidae.